Molecule: messenger RNA, 1821 nt
Organism: Meloidogyne enterolobii
Lineage: Eukaryota; Metazoa; Nematoda; Chromadorea; Rhabditida; Meloidogynidae
Source: the annotation of a GenBank genome assembly
UUAAUUAUGGCAACUACUACAAUUAAGGAUGAAAAUUCUGUUAUUUCUUCUUCAGAAAAUCCUCACCAGUUAAAUGGUGAUUUAACAGAAACUCCAACACAGCAAAUAAAAACAACAACUACUGAAGAAUCAAAAGAAGAAAUUGUCUUUCAAAAAAAUAAUUUACUUCAAAAACUUCGUGAUUUAUUUAAAAAUGAAGAAAUUUUGGGACAAAAGGAACAUAUUGAUGCUUAUAUUUUGCCUAGAACGGAUGCACAUAAUAAUGAAUAUAUUAAUGAAAGGGAUCAACGUGUAAAAUUUAUUAGCGGAUUUUCUGGUUCUAAUGCAUGGGUUAUUGUUACAAAGGAAAAUGCACUUUUAUGGACUGAUGGACGUUAUUAUAUUCAGGCAAAAUCAGAACUUUACGAAGGAUGGACAUUAAUGAAAUUGACUGGGCCAGAUUCUAUUAUGCCUAGUGAUUGGAUUAUCCAAAAUUUAGAAAAUGGUUCUAAAAUUGGUUUUGACCCAAAAUUAUUUAAUUUUGAAAGAGCAAAAAAUUUUAACAAAAAAUUAAAAAAUUAUGGAAUUAUUUGUACUCCAAUCAUUAAAAAUUUGGUUGAUAUUUUAUGGAUAGACAGACCAACAGAAUUGUUACAAAAAUUAUUUAUCCUUCCAAUUGAAGAAUGCGGCGAAGAAAUUAAUUCAAAAUUGGGUAGAAUAAGGGAAGAAAUGAAAAAACAGAAAUGUGAUUCUCUUCUGCUGAGUUGGUUAUUCAAUUUGCGUGGAUCGGACAUUCCUUAUGUUCCUGUUUUUUAUUCAUAUGCAAUUAUUAUGGAAAUUAAUAAGAUUUGGCUUUCAAAAUCUAUAAAUUAUGAAAUUGGUUAUUUUUUUGAUAAAAAAUAUUAUUAUCUGGCUGAUUCUCCAGUUAGCAAAAUGAGAACAAUUAAAAAUUUGGUUGAAUUGAAUGGAAUGAGAAAUAGCCAUAUUAGAGAUUCUGCUGCUCUUAUUAAAUUUUUGUAUUGGAUAAAUAAUGAAAUUUCAUUGGGUCAUUUGGUUGAUGAAAUUAGGGCAGCACGUCAAAUUAAUUAUUAUAGAGAACAAUUGGAUAAAUUUGUAUCGCUUAGUUUUGAGACAAUCUCUGCUGUAGAUGAAAAUGCAGCAUUGCCACAUUAUCAUGUUAACGAGAAUAAUGAUAAAAAAUUUAUCAAAAAUGAAAGUGUUUAUUUAUUUGAUUCUGGUGGUCAAUAUUAUGAUGGAACAACAGACGUAACAAGAACAAUAUGUUUUUCAAAAAAUCCAACUCAACAUUUUUGUCAAAUGUUUACCCUCGUUUUACGUUCACACAUAGAUUGUGCUUCUACUAAAUUUCCGUCAGAAACGUCUCCAGCUGUGUUUGAUGGAAUUACAAGAUUACCGCUUUGGUCUAAUGGAUAUAAUUUUGGUCAUAAUGUUGGGCAUGGAGUUGGACAUUUUUUAAAUGUACAUGAAAUUCCACCAUGUUUAGGAUCCACAGAGAAAUUUGGUCUUAAAAAGGGAAAUGUUGUUACAAUUGAGCCUGGUUAUUAUGAAGAAAACAAUUUUGGAAUUCGUAUUGAAAAUUGUUAUGAAAUUGUUGAAGCUAAAAAUUUACAAUCUGGUUCUAAAAAUUUUUUGGAAUUUGAAGUACUUACUUUUGUGCCUAUACAGAAAAAUCUAAUUGUUCGAGAAUUGCUGGCACAAAAACAUAUUGAUUGGUUAAAUAAUUAUCACAAUAAAUGCUUCAGUGUUGUUGGACGUUUUCUACAAGAGAAAGGAAUGCAGGAAGAAUAUAAUUUCUUGGCAGAAGCAUGUACUCCAUAUUAA